Molecule: messenger RNA, 2409 nt
Organism: Diaporthe batatas
Lineage: Eukaryota; Fungi; Ascomycota; Sordariomycetes; Diaporthales; Diaporthaceae
Exons: 4
Coding region: 1-2409 (802 amino acids)
Biological process (GO): mRNA splicing, via spliceosome
Cellular component (GO): nucleus
Molecular function (GO): RNA binding
Source: RefSeq, a predicted model, not a curated record
AUGUACGACGACGAUAGACCGCGCCACUCGUACAGGGCAAGAUCCCGCGACCGAGACCGCGACCGAGACUACGACCGGGACUACGACCGGGACUACGACCGAGGGCGAAGCGGCUACCGCCGCAGCUCCAGGUCUCCGCGCCGCGAGCGGGACGAGGGCGAUUAUGACUACUAUCGUUCGCGGAAUGACGACCAGGGCUCUCUGCCCUACGAUGAUGAUCAACUCGACUACCGCAAUCGUGACCGUGACCGUGACCAUCGCCUAGCAUCACGGUCGCCCCCAGCCCGCCGACAUGCGCCGCCUCCCGCACAGCCAUCCCCUACCAUCGUCGUCCAAGGCCUGCCUGCCGACGCCACCGAGGACGACGUGAUGGACGGCUUCGCGAGCGUGUCGCCCGACCUCAAGGUGUUCAACGCAGACAAAAUCAGGACAGUCAGGCUGCGCAACAACGGGCGUGGGCGCACAAUCGGUUUCGUCGAAUUUGCAGACGCCAAUGCGGCCGCCCACUUUUUGGACUUCCACUACCCCUCGCUCGAGUUUCAGCUGGCGCACUCGCGCGGCGUCAACUCUGAGCCGGUGACCGUCAGGAUCAACUACAGCUGGACCCGAGACGAUGAGGGCUACGACAGGGUCAGGGAGGACAGGCCCAGGGAUACUGAGGAUUGGAAGUGUCUCGAGUGCGCCUACACCAACUACGGCUCAAGGACUCGGUGCCACAGGUGUCGCGCUGACAAGCCGGAAGGACAUUACCGCAGGAGAGACGAGUCUGCGUCAUACGGGCCAAAACUCACCGGUGAGACGGACGAGUGCCCACAGCAGCUCCCAUCCCAGUAUAUCGUCAUCCGUGGCCUGGAGCCUUCGGUCACGGAGGAGCUCUUCGCGGAAGGGGUCAAGAAGCUCUACAUCGAAUCGAAGCCAGAGCCGAAGAAGGAAACUCACAAUAAGCUGAAGUCCACCGCGCCGACGGCGAGGACGGCCAGCCUGGGCGCGAGACCAGAUUCCCUGCGGCGUGUCUUCCUCGUACGAGACAAAAAGACCAAUGACGCAAUGAGAUACGGGUUUGCGGAGUUUGCCACGCUUGAGGACGCGCAGGGUGCGAUAGAGAAAUUCAAGGCAUCGCCCAAGUUUGCCAUUUCCUCGAAACCUGUCACGGCGGCUUUCAUCCAUACCGGAGUCUUCAUACCGCACACCGGCCGUGUCACGGACGAAAACAGCAGCUUUCUCUUCCACCCAAUAUACAACAAGGACAUCUUGCUCAAAUACUGGGAUAAUCGAGUUUAUCCAAGUAUUAUGAGGGUGACUUACGACUCAGACUCGGCCAAGCAGCAAAGCGCAGACAAUGCUGGGAAAUCUGAAAAGCCCGGAGAUGAGGCCACCAGUGCGCAGGACGCUUCAGCAAAGAAACUCAAGAAAUUCAAAAUCAACCAGCCUGCGGCGAAGCCUGCCAUGGUGAUGGGACCGCAAAUGCAGAUGUGGGCGAAGAAGAGGGCUGAGCUUGUGGGACAGGCCCAGGCUCAGGCCGAGCUCGACGCUCACAGCGCCGCAUCGAGUCCAGCGCCAAGUGAGAAAGGUCGCGGUUCCAGCCGCACUCAGGCCAAGGACUCGUACAUCUCCUACAGCGACACCGACAGCCUAUCCUGUCUGUUGUGUCUGAGGAAGUUCUCUUCGCUGCUAGCCCUGCGCGACCACGAAGUGCUGAACAAGGAUCACGUCGCAAAUCUAUCAGAUGAAGGCAAGCGCGACGCAGCCACCGAGAGACUCAGGUCCCAGGCGAAACGGCCCCAAGUGGUCACUCUUCGGGUAGCGAACGUGUCGCGACAGCCACCCGACCUGACAUACACGUCCUAUGCCGACAGAGACCAGCUGCAUUGCCUGAUCUGCCAGCGUAAAUUCACAAAGGCUGCCAUGCUUUCCCUCCACGAGCGCGAGAGCGAGAUGCAUCGCCUGAAUUUGGAGGACCAGAGCAAUGUCGACCGUGCCAUCUCCCAGCUCGCACGUGUGGGCAAAACACCUCGAAAGAUGGUGCCGGCCAGAAAUAAGGGCACGCAGUAUCGCGAUCGGGCGAAGGAGCGCAGGCAAGCCUUCAAGCAACCGAACGCGCCGCGCAGGAAGGCACCGAAGGAGGACGCCCCGCCGAAGGAGACGGAAAAGCCCGCGGCGCCAUCCAAGGGUGCUGCUCUGCUCGGAAAGAUGGGAUGGUCGGCAGGCGAGGGGCUGGGUGCCGAAGGCAGCGGAAGGACGGAAGUCAUCGCCACAGACGUGUACGCAUCCGGUGUUGGUCUGGGUGCCGAGGGUGGCAGACUUGGCGACGCUGUGGAAGAAGCCGCCAGGAAGACCAAAGACAAUUACACCGACUUUGUGGAGGUGACGAGGAAUAAGGCAAGGGAGAGGUAUGAGAAAUUGGGAUAA